Puccinia graminis f. sp. tritici CRL 75-36-700-3 is the source of this 2373-nucleotide messenger RNA. RefSeq lists its product as uncharacterized. The transcript has 5 exons. The record is from RefSeq and is a predicted model, not a curated record. NCBI's taxonomy places the organism in Eukaryota, Fungi, Basidiomycota, Pucciniomycetes, Pucciniales, Pucciniaceae. Gene Ontology annotation, molecular function: guanyl-nucleotide exchange factor activity. Bases 87 to 2159 code for a protein of 690 amino acids.
CAACCCAAGCUACAACCAAACAAAAAGCUGUGAUGAAGUUGACCUCGGCAAUGGGACAUUAGCAUCCUCCCCCCCUUCGAAAUAAAAUGGUCAACAAGCCACCCACAAGAAGAACCUUCAACAACAACAACAACAACAGAAUGAACACCCCCACUACUACUACCAGGAAAAGACUACUCGAUCAGACUCAAGACCAAUCCAUACUCUGGGUAGACCGAAUACAGAACCACUCAAACAACCUCACCACCACCAACAAACCAUCACCAUCACCAUCAUCACCCUCCACUAACUCAUCAAACUCAUCAUUCCACUCAACCUCAUCUCAACCAAACCAACAACAACAACAACAGCAAUACCCACCUUCACCAUCUGCCUCAUCAUCCACAUCCACAUCCUCAUACUCCCCAUCCUCAUCAGCCUUCCCUUCCUCAGCCUCAUCCUCCUUCACAUCCCCUGCUAACACCACCAGGCAGACCAUCCUAUCCACCAACUCAAUCAUCAAUACAAACAACAACAAUAACAACAACAACAACAACAACACUUUCAAAAGGACCAGGGCGAUCGAAGAAUUAGUCGAAACUGAAGCCAUCUAUGCCUCCGAUCUGGUCAUCAUCAGAGAUAUCUAUCUCUACCGAGCUUCUGGACCCCCGCCUUCACCCCCAACUCUCUCGACUAACGACCGCCAGAUCAUCUUCUCAAACAUCACUCAGCUCACUCAACUCGCCCUCUCACUCUCUGAAGCACUCACUCAGGCUAACACUCAAAACCAGAUCGGGAGCUGCUUUAUCGAAUUCUUGCCCAAGAUCGAGAAACUCUUCACGGUUUACUGUUCAAAGUAUGGACCGGCUAGUAAGAGGUUAGAGGAAUUCACUCGGAAGCUCGACCGAAAACAGAAGAAACUCGACAAAUCUUCCUCCUCCAACUCCGGCCAUCAUAACCAUAACCAUCAUCAUCAUCAUCAUCAUCUUCACAAACCUAGAGAAGAACAACUAGGAAUCAAGUAUUUAAACGAUUGUAAGAAGUUGUGUGAGGGUCGGACUAGUGCUUGGGAUCUUGGAUCAUUACUGAUCAAGCCCGUCCAGAGGUGUCUGAAAUACUCGCUACUACUCGAUCAGAUCAUCAAGUAUACCGAGUCUGACGAUCCAGAUCUGAGUUCAUUGAUCAAGGCGAGGGAUGGGAUGGUGAGAGUAGCGGACAGUAUCAACGAGACCAAACGACGGCACGAGGUAGUAGGCGAGAUGAUCAGUCGCUCGGGGCCACUGGGAACUCGGUAUGGGGUGCGUCUGGGCAGCGGUAGCAGCAACAACAGUCGACCGACGGGCGGAAAGUGCUGGCCGAGUCCGCCCGGGCUGGCCGAGCUGAUCGAUCAGGUCAGGAGAUCCGCCAAGGCCCUCGACCAGCUCCCCCUCGUCCUCAUCGGCUCUCAGAACUCGAUCGUCGAUUGGAUCGUCGCCGCCGAUCGGCUCGUCGACGCCUUCAAGCACACCUUCGCUCUCAGCUCUUCUCCCUCCGCCCCCCCUCCCCCGGGCAUCCUUCUCUCAGAUCUUCAGGCCUACCAACAUCUCGUCCUCCGUGGCUCUUUGAAUGGUCCCCUCAAAUUCCUGCGUGAACGGAUUAAGAAAGAGAUCAUCCCACGCAUCGAGGAGUUGAAGGGCCUGUACACGAAGCCGUUGAUGUUGAUCGAGAAGUACGAGAAACGGCGCCAGAUGAUCGGCUCGCCGUCUCAUCAUCCGGCGAGUCCAACCGGUUCGACGAGUCGGACUCGUCGGACGAGUGAAGGAGGAGGUGGAAGCGGGACCGACCAGCCGAUCUUCCCAUUAUCAUCAGCCUCCUCGUUCAGUUCCCAUCCUCUCCUACCCUCCUCACACACCACAACGCCCAUCUCGAUCCCUUCUUCUUCUUCUUCUUCUUCUACUGCGGCUACUUCUACUACUACUGCGGCUACUUCUACUACUACUACUACUGCGGCUACUUUGGCGACCGAAGAUGGGAUGGACUAUCAGCUCAAAGAGAUCCAAAGGUUCCUGCUCGACCAAUUGCCGAAACUCAUCCAUCUCUCCAAUUCCGCCCUCAAUCGGAUCCUCGCUAAUCUCUUCCGUUCCGCUCAACUCUGCCAUUCCGAUCUCAUCGUGCUUAUCAAUAAAGCCCUCAACAUUUAACUCUCUCUCUCUCUCCCCCCCUUUUUGUUUCUUUGUUUCGGUGGGUGGGGCGGUUUUGAACGCGGUUUUUUUUUUUGGGUCAGAAUCAGAACAAUUAAAACUAAAAGCGUGUGUGUCAAAGAUGAAUGAACUUAAUGUGUAGUGUGUUCAAAAGAAAAAAAAAAAGAAAUCUUUUAUAAGGUUGUUAUAUAGAUUGUAUUUUUUUUUUUUUUUG